Molecule: messenger RNA, 3239 nt
Organism: Mercurialis annua (annual mercury)
Lineage: Eukaryota; Viridiplantae; Streptophyta; Magnoliopsida; Malpighiales; Euphorbiaceae
Product: disease resistance protein RGA2-like
Exons: 2
Coding region: 565-3102 (845 amino acids)
Biological process (GO): defense response to other organism
Molecular function (GO): ADP binding
Source: RefSeq, a predicted model, not a curated record
AAAGAAUCACUUUACCCCCUCAACUUGGCACAAAAUAUCAAAAAAAUCCAAAAUUGGAAAAUCGGAACAUUUAUAUCCUGAAUUUGUCAAAACCGGGUCAAAAAUACCCCUAUACUGGCGUGGCACCAAUUGGAGAAUGAGUUUCUAAUUAAUCAUAAUUUAAACUUUAAUUAAUGUAAAGGGAUUUUUUUAAAUCUUUUUUCAAAAAUGAAGGAACUGAGCUUACUUCCAGUUCUAGAAACAAAGCGUGUGAGGAGAAUUGCUCAGAUGGCUCCGCCUAAUUUGGUGGUCUAUUCCCACUUGCCAAUUUUCUUCUCUUUUUGAUAUUUUUUUGAUUUCUUGCAUUUUCUUUGACUCUGUCAAUCACCCUUAAAAUGUCUUCUGAAUACGUAAAUAAUUGACUCUGCUCAUUGACUUGGCUCCAUUGAACAUAUUCACGUUUUAGGCAUAAAUUAAUCAAGAACCUACAAAUCUGCAAUAUUUUAUUGCAUUGCUUUCUCAUUCGUUUUCAUACCUCUACUUGUCACUUCACUUGUUCCUUAAUUACAAUUUACAAACAAAACAAUGGCUGAAUCUCUUCUACUCAACCUUGCUCAGAGCGUUCUCGAAAAGCUAGCCUCCCUUGCACUCGAAGAGAUUUUCUUGGCGUGGGGAUUUGCAAGUGAUCUUCAACAAAUUAACAAGCUCUUAAAGACCAUAACAGCUGUGCUUUUGGACGCUGAACUUCACCAAUCACGGAACCUCCGGAUACAAGUGUGGCUCGAGGACCUCAAAUUUGUCCUUUAUGACAUCGAAGAUGUGGUGGAUGAAUUCGAUUGCGAAACAUUGAGAAGGCAAGUGGUGAAAGCAGCAGGGAAUACUAGCAGAAAAGUAAGCCGCUUCUUUUCAAGCUCUAAUUCACUUGCAUUCCGCUUUAGAAUGGCCCAUAAACUAAGGAUCAUUAGGGAGAGAGUAGCUCAAAUUGUUAAACUUAAGUCUGAUUUUGGUUUGACUGAGGGGGUCAAUGAUAGGCAAGUCAAUCGCAGGGAGAGGAAAUCAACCUACUCCUUUGUGGAUGUUGCGACUGUCAUUGGGAGGGACGACGAUAAAAAGAAGAUCUUAGAUCAUUUAUUGAACCAUGUGGAUGUUGAAAAUGUCUCCAUUCUUCCAAUAGUGGGGAUAGGGGGUUUGGGUAAGACUACUUUAGCUAAGCUGGUGUAUAAUGAUGAAAGGGUAAAGAGUCAUUUUGAGAUGAAGGUGUGGACAUGUAUCUCCGAUGACUUUGAUUUGGAAGUAGUUCUUAGAAAAAUCAUCCAGGCUGCCACAGGUCGAAAAUGUAUAGGCUGGGGUAUAGAACAGUUGCAAGCAUUCUUGAGGAAGACUAUUAACAAUAAAAAAUACUUGCUUAUCUUAGAUGAUGUGUGGAAUGAGGACCGCCGGAAAUGGAAUGAAUUGAGAUCUUUAUUGAUGGGGGGUGCUAACGGAAGUAGGAUUCUAGUCACGACAAGGAAAAAUAGUGUUGUCUCAGUCAUGGCUAAUGUUCCACCUUACAAUUUAGAUGAUCUUUCUCAUAAGAAUUGUUUGUCUUUGUUUCUCAAAUGUGCAUUCAAAGACGGACAAGAUGUGAAACACUAUCCAAAUCUACUAAAAAUAGGCGAAGAAAUUGUACGAAAAUGCAAAGGAGUUCCUCUAGCCGUAGUAACAUUAGGAAAUUUGCUUUAUUCUAUCACCAGUGAGCAUGAGUGGAAAUCUGUAAAAAAUAGUGAGAUCUGGAAACUAGAGCAAAAGGAGGAUGAUAUAAUGCCAGCACUAAAGAUAAGUUACGAGCAUUUGCCUUCUUACUUGAAAAGAUGCUUCGCAUACUGUUCAUUUUUCCCAAAGGAUUAUCAAUAUGCUCACUUGGAAUUAAUUCAGUUAUGGAUGGCACAUGGGCUUCUUCAGUCAAAGAAUGAGAAUGAAGAGUUAGAAGAUGUUGGUUUGCAUUAUUUCAAGGAGUUAUGUUCGAGAUCUUUCUUCCAAGAUUUUGUACAAUUGUUUGGUUCAGUCUGUUGUAAAAUCCAUGAUCUGAUGCAUGAUCUUGCGUUAUCAUUGACACAAAAAGAGUGCUCAAUAGUAACAUCAACAACCCAACAAAUACCUGAAAAUGUUCGGCAUUUGUUAUUUGCCAACCCCGAUUUACUUCAAGGAAGUUUCCCUAUGAUCGUACAAGGUUUAGACAGUGUACGAACCAUUGCACCUAUUGUUGACUCCGACUUUAUUAGCCAACCAUUCAUCGAGACAUUGUAUUUGCCAAGAUUUCUAUUUCUGCGGUUUUUGAAUUUGAGAAAUUCAAAAAUAGAGAUACUGCCUGAAGGUAUUGGUAUGCUAAAGCAUUUGAGAUUUGUCAAUUUAGCUGGAUCCAAAAUAAGACGACUGCCUAAUUCUAUUUGCAAGUUACAGAGCUUACAAGCUCUUUGGCUUUUAGGCUGUACUGGAAUUGAAGAGUUACCCAGAGACAUGAGGUGUUUCAUCAGCCUUAGAUCUUUGUCAAUAACCACAAAGCAAAAGUAUUUAACAAACAAUGGAAUAGGAUGCUUGAAAUCUCUUCGAUAUUUGGAAAUUUAUUUGUGUCAAAAUAUAGAAUACCUGUUCGAAGAUAUGCAAGGUCUCACCAGCCUCCGACAACUGUCUAUCAAGCUUUGUUCGAGAUUAAAAAGCUUGCCGCAGAGUAUAAAGUACCUGGCUUCAUUGGAGUUUCUUGUCAUAAAUGGCUGUAAGAACCUUGAUUUGGAAAUGGAGGAAAGCAAUAAUCAACAAGACUUCACUCAAUUCCGCCGCCUUGAAAAAUUGAUACUUGGAUAUCUACCAAAAUUGGUGGAAUUUCCACGGUGGCUUCUCUAUAGUUACACCAACACUCUUCAGUACUUUCGUCUAGUAAACUGUUACGACCUGAAAGAGUGGCCUUCUUGCUUCACUUGUCUUCAAGAAUUACAUAUAGAUAACUGUGGAAGGUUUGCAGCAAGUGAUUGGUCCAGCAUUGCUCUUGUCCCCAAACUUCUUAUCGAUGGAGUUGAGCUACAACCCACAGAAAGAAACUAUCGACCAUCAUCGGAUCCAAAUGUUGUUGUUGACGUUAAUUUGUAAUAUUUACCAACUUAAAUCUAAAGAGUGCAAGUGUGUUUUUGUUUUAAAAUGAUUUUUUUAGUUCAACUGUUCAGUAUUCUUUCACUAUAUUGGUUCCAAUAAAUUUAGAUUAGGAUUGAUUAUAACCAUAUAAAUAA